AUGUUCCUUUGGAGGUGGGAACACUCUAGAUUGUUGUAGUCUAGAACCCUCCAUUUGAGGAGGUUAGGAAUUUUCUAGAGAAGCAUGUAAGUAGGAUGGAGCACUAUAAAUAGGCUCCAAGGCUCAUUUGUACAUUUAAGUUGGGAGAUCAACAAGUUAAGAGCUAUAAGUUGAGAGCAAUACAAAAAGCCUUUCUUAAGCACUUGUGUUCUCUUGCAACUCAAUCCUUUCCUUCCAACACCUAGAGAGUGUGAGGAAAACUAAGGCACGAGGGUGCCAAGUGAGUGAUCGGGCAUACCAGCAAGGGUGAUAGCUUGGGUGCUCAAUUGUCUACGACACUUAGUCGUAAAUUCGGACUAAGGCACUAAGGGUGAGUGCUUAGUUCAACUAAAGGGGACUUGUUAGCAUAAAGGGAUCGUACUAGCAAACUUAUACUAACAGCACAAGGAGUUGUGCUACGUGGGCACAAGGAGUUAGUGCCAAGGAGAAAGCCUGACUCGGCUUACGACGGACUGUAAGCGGGUGGCGCACGGUGCGUGACUAGGGCAAAGCAGUCGGCACGUGACAAUAUGCUCUUCAUCUUGUCAUACUGUCUUAUGAGUCGAUGACUUGGUGGUUCACUGGACCAGGCAGGGUAUCAAAUCAAAAGGCAUAAAUAAUGUUCCAACAUUGCACACCACCCUUUUUUUUCCUACAAAGACUUUGACAAAUACGACUUUACCAUUAUACAAUCAACGGUUUAGACGGGUCGUUUAGAGAAUUGUCAAACGUCAUCUAUAUUACAUAACAUUGAUUGGUCUAGAGAAGGAUCGAUGCUACUCUCAAUUUAUGGACUAAAGGUCAAUCAGAAACAACUUUCUUAUGUACCAAAAAGAUUUACUAACAUACUCAGUACUCGAGUAUUGAGAUAAUGUUAAUGUUCACGUUGAUCAUGUCCUUUAUUGUGCAUAGAAUGGCCCUGAUUCUUUUGCUUUUUCAGCCAUAAAUUCAUGGGCCUAAUAAUUGGAAUUCAUGUAAAGCCCUAAACCUCCCACAUUGAAUGGUAUAAAAGCCUUUUCACCACCUGCGACAGUGUACUAACAACAGCUAGAUCUCAAGCAUUUAGCGUGGGAGAAGGAAGUAGGGUAUCAAUUUUGAUUAGUACUCGUACUAAUAUUGACGUUUUGCUUUAGCACGUGGCCAAAUUUCCUUUGUUCUUAUUCUUUGAUUUAAUUUUCCCCUUACUUCUAUAACUAGGGUCCAAUAUGACAGAGCUCAAUCAUGUUAGUGACAGUACAUUGGAAGUUUUAUACGGUGUAUUACUAAAGCACAAAACUAACUAUUUAUGUUUAAACAUAGAGAAUUGUUUUAAUAUCUAAAUUAGGAUUAUAAAACACACUCUUAACCUAUAUGCUACAGAGUACGACCUAAAGAUAAACUGAUAUUCUACAUGAUUAUAGUCACUUAUACUAUAUUGGGAAGUUUUACUCAAUUGAAGGGAAAUCCCUCAAAUAAUUCCUAUAAGAUUUGAUCCUAAACCACAUGAGGUGGAAAGCAAUAUUACUACUCCAACACCACAACUUCAUAUUGGGAAAUUCGAUAUGGAUGGCCAUUUUCAUAGAAUCAUGGUUUAUGACUGUUCGAUUGAUGGUAAAACAUGAUGAUGAGGGUUAUCUCAUAAUCAAAGGGAAUGAAUGAAUCAGCAAAGGUCAAGGAAAAGUUUAGAAGCUCUAGGCAUAAAAACAGGAGAUUGCCGCCCCACUGAAAGUAUACAAGGAAUACUAUGAAGAAGUGAUCCCGAAGCAUUUAAUGACUAAAGAAAGAAUAACUAAAUGAGAAAAAAAAAAGAAAGAGACAAAUUAGUUUUUUAAAGAAUAUUUUACACAGCAAGGACGAAUAAACUUUAUUUAAUUUUCGAUUUUAGCAGUUCUACCAACCAAGCAAAAUUGCUUCUUUAAAUAUUUUAGCACUAUCUUCUCACUAUCUUCCUUUCAUUGUAGAAAAACAAGAAAAAGAAACAAAUUUAAUAAAAAAAAAAAAAAAAAGUAGAUUCUCUUCCUUUUUCCACUUGGCAGUAGAUCUCUCUUUAGAACAGCAAAUCAGCAAUCCCACUAAUCUACGCUAGAUCAGUAACAAAAAUCAUGAAAUGUUUAACUUUAAAAAUUGAGGAUGUGACAUAAAGAGUAAUAUUAAUGAAAUUGAUCCAAAUUAAGUUUAUAAAAAAUGUGUUCCAUAAUACUUGACACAUUUCCCAUUUUCGUCCGUUUUAUAAUACUUAACACGUAUUAAAUAUAAAAUGAGACCACUAAUAAAAAAAUAGUUUCCUACAUUUUCUUUCUCCUCACCUAUCCCACUCCCACCCCACUUGUUGCUAUCUUGUAAUAUAAAAAUACAAAAAAGAAUCUUUUAUAUAAUAAACAAAUGUUUUAAAUAGACCUAUUUGUAAUUUUCUUAAACUACGUAUCCAACCUAACGUCCCAAGUAUUAUAGGACGACCUUGGGACGGAAGGAGUAAUCAAUUUAGAAAUCCAGUUUGGAGUACUCGUAUUAAAUAAUGUGUCUACUUUUUUAGUUUUUUACUCUGUAUGAUUUAAAAUAAUACAAGUAUACGAGUACAUGAUUAUUACUCCGUAUAUUUUUAGACCGAGAUUUAGAUGCUUAUUAAUUUAAAAAAGAAAAGGAGAAAAAAAAAAGGGUUGCGGCUAAGUUGAUGACAUCAUUUCACUUCAGUACAGAGUUCUGGGCAUCCAGAUCUUGCAGCCUAAAGAAGGUUCCCUCCACACACACUCUUUUCUCUUUCUCUCUCUCUCUUCUUUCUCCACAAACCGAGAUUAUUGGAAAGCCAAAUAGCCAAUGAAUUUAGACAUGAAUUGGUGGGAUAAUAUACACAUAAUAAAACAAUCCUACCAAAAUUCACAAUGAAAAACCAUUCUUUAAACUUGAUAUUGAUCAUUUCACUAACCUUAUCUGUUGUAGCCAAUGGUGAGAAAUUAAGGAAUGUUGAAGUCAUCAGAAGAAUCCUGCAUCAACCAUUGUUCCCAGAAAGCUCAUCGCCUCCGCCUGGACUCGAUGAUUCGUCAUCAUUGGCACCACCUCCGCCUUUAGCUGAUAAUUCCGGGGACACGCCGGACCAACCCUUCUUCCCGGAGGUGCCAGCAGGGUCAACCCCAACUCAGAACCCACCACCUCCACCUCCUGUAGCGUCAAAUGGGGUAAGUCCGAUACCAACUGCAACACAGCCAGCUGCAAAACCUACCAAGAAAGUGGCAAUUGCAGUCUCAGUGGUAAUAGUAACAUUAGGAAUGCUAUCAGCAUUGGCAUUCUUCUUGUAUAAACACAGGGUGAAGAACCCUGUUGAGACUCAGAAGUUGGUUGGUGGUGGUGGCGGUGGCCGUGGUGUGAAUAACUCGACGAGGCAUACAGAAGAACCAAGAGUGCCCCCUUCAAAUUUCCUGUAUAUAGGGACAGUAGAGCCUUCAAAUCAGAGAUCAGUACCAGUCAAUGAGAAUAACAUAGCCAAUGGAUCACCUUACCAUAAGCUGAAUAAUAGUAAUAGUAUUAAUAAUGAUAGUUCAAUGAAGAGGUCAGAUCGAUAUAGGCCUAGUCCUGAUUUGCAGCCAUUGCCGCCGUUGAAUAGAGCUCCUCCAAGGAGUGUGCCACAGAGGGGUUCCCCAACGGCUACUAUGUCUUCUUCUGAUGAGGACAGAAGUGAUACUCUGUUUUAUACUCCAUACGGCUCAAUUCAUGGCUCGAUUCAUGGCUCGGUUGCUAGUGGUGAUGAUGGGUAUUGGACUCAAGCUACACGUUCAAAUAGUAGAACCAAUGGUGGAAGUUCCUUCCCUCAUUCUAGGAGGACUUCACCUAAAUCAAGGGGUUUAGCUUCAUCAUCUCCUGAUGUUAUCAAGCAUGCUAUCAUUCCAUCCAUUAAGGCCACUGCCCCACCUCCGCCCCCUCCACUACCACCCCCGCCACGAGCAGAGAUGGAGUCAGAUUAUGAAAAGGAGUAUGAGACUCAAGGAAAGGAGGAAACAAGGUCAAAUAUACCCAAGAGGGCUAAAUUUGCUGCUCCUCCACCACCACCGAAUUUAGCACUCCUCCGAAAAUUCAGCAGUAGUAGUCCAUUUCAUCAGAAUGCUAAUCCACCACCUCCACCACCACCUCCUCCUCCGCCACCACCCCCUCCACCACCACCUGCUCCACGGGCACAAUCACUGACACCGAAGAAAGUAUCUAAUAAGAUGGAAAAUGGGUCUACAGGGGCUUCUCAAGUUUCACCGAAGGCACAAUUGGAAAGUCCUAACUCAAGAGAUGGCCUAAGAAAAGAAACAAUAAAAACAGGUGAAGAGCUUGAUAAUGGAUGCAGUUCUACUGGAAGGCCUAAUGGAGACGACUUAGAUGAAAGAAGACCAAGGCUGAAGCCCUUGCAUUGGGAUAAAGUAAGGGCAACCUCGGAUCGAGCUACCGUGUGGGACCAGCUGAAAUCAAGCUCCUUUCAGUUAAAUGAGGAUAUGAUGGAGAGUUUAUUUGGCUGCAAUACGGCCCCUACGACGGUUAAGAAAGAGACAGGUAGAAGAUCAGUUCUCCCUCCAGUUGAGAAAGAGAACCGUGUUUUAGACCCAAAGAAGUCCCAGAACAUUGCCAUUUUAUUAAGAGCAUUGAAUGUGACUCGGGAUGAGGUUGCUGAAGCACUUAUGGAUGGCAAUUUAGAAGGCUUGGGUGCGGAGCUUUUUGAGACAUUGGUCAAGAUGGCACCUACGAAGGAAGAAGAAAUAAAACUAAAAGACUACAAUGGCGACAUCUCAAAAUUAGGUGCUGCUGAGAGAUUUCUCAAGGGUAUACUUGAGAUACCAUUUGCCUUCAAAAGAGUUGAAGCUAUGAUUUACAGAGCUAACUUUGACUCAGAAGUGAAGUACCUAACAAAGUCAUUUGAAACCCUUGAGGUAGCAAGUGAUGAAUUGAAAAGUAGCAGACUCUUCCUUAAACUCCUCGAAGCUGUUCUGCAAACAGGGAACAGAAUGAAUGCAGGAACAAAUCGUGGAGAUGUGAAGGCCUUUAAACUUGAUACACUCCUAAAAUUAGUAGACAUCAAGGGAACAGAUGGAAAGACCACAUUGCUCCACUUUGUCGUCCAAGAAAUCAUAAAGUCUGUAGGCAUUGGCUCUGAUGUCAAUCCUCAGACAGCUGAUCAAUUGAGCUCCACAAAGAAGGAAGAAGCGUUCAGGAAGCAAGGAUUGCAGAUUGUGUCAGGACUAAGUAGAGAGCUAGGAAGUGUUAAAGGUGCAGCUGGGAUGGACUCAGAUGUCCUAAGUAGCUAUGUGUCAAAGCUAGAAAUGGGGCUCCAAAAGAUCAAGCUAGUAUUGCAACUUGAAACACCAGAUAUGCAAGGGAAAUUCUUCGAGUCAAUGAAGAAGUUUCUUAAGGAAUCCGAAGAACAAAUUGCACGAGUCAAGGCUCACGAAAGGAGAGCAUUGGCUCAUGUCAGAGAAGUGACUCAAUACUUCCACGGUGACACAGCAAAGGAAGAAGCACACCCAUUCAGAAUCUUUCUAAUCGUGAGAGACUUCCUCGCCGUACUGGACAAUGUGUGCAAGGAAGUUGGAACAAUGGAAAGCAGAAGUGUAAUGGGAACGGCUAGAUCAUUCCGAAUAUCAGCAUAUGCAACAGCACCAGUCCCCACAAAGUAUAAUGUUCGACGAGAUGACAGUUCAGGAGACGAAAGCAUGUCCUCAUGAUACAAGAGAACAAUGCCUCCACACAACCACAGGUUGUAUAUGAGUCAGAUAAUCAAAAUGGAAUAUAAAAACGAGGCAACCAUGCCCAACAAGUCAUUCAUAUAUUUCCAUUUGAGAGGCAAGCAACGGUAUACAACAAAAAAAAA
Messenger RNA from Chenopodium quinoa (quinoa), 5857 nucleotides. Its product is annotated as formin-like protein 6. Bases 2898 to 5711 code for a protein of 937 amino acids. The transcript is spliced from 4 exons. Gene Ontology annotation, biological process: actin nucleation; actin cytoskeleton organization. The record is from RefSeq and is a predicted model, not a curated record. Lineage: Eukaryota; Viridiplantae; Streptophyta; Magnoliopsida; Caryophyllales; Amaranthaceae. Gene Ontology annotation, molecular function: actin filament binding.